UAAAGCACUCGUUCGCUCUCAGGGAAAUACUAUAAUCAACUUAUGCUUUUUUCAAUCAAGUGAGUAACCAACUGGAUCUCUUCUAAAUCUCCACAUCUGUGUCAAGAGAGUCUUGCAAUUUUUUGAGCCUAAGCCAUGAGUUGGAUGUUCCUCAGAGACCUCCUGAGUGGAGUAAAUAAAUACUCAACCGGGAUUGGGCGGAUUUGGCUGGCUGUCGUGUUCAUCUUUCGUUUGCUGGUCUACAUGGUGGCAGCAGAGCACGUGUGGAAAGAUGAGCAGAAAGAGUUUGAGUGCAACAUUAGACAGCCUGGUUGUGAAAAUGUGUGUUUUGACUACUUCUUCCCUAUAUCCCAGGUCAGACUGUGGGCCUUACAGCUGAUCAUGGUCUCCACACCUUCGCUUCUGGUGGUUCUACAUGUGGCCUACCGUGAAGGUAGAGAGAACAGGCACAGAAAGAAACUCUAUGUCAGCCCAGGUACAAUGGACGGGGGCCUAUGGUACACCUAUCUUAUCAGCCUCAUUGUUAAAACCGGUUUUGAAAUUGGCUUCCUUGUUUUAUUUUAUAAGCUGUAUGAUGGCUUCAGUGUUCCCUACCUUAUGAAGUGUGAUUUGAAGCCUUGUCCCAACACUGUGGACUGCUUCAUCUCCAAACCCACUGAGAAAACGAUCUUCAUCCUCUUCUUGGUCAUUACCUCAGGCUUGUGCAUUGUGUUGAAUUUCAUUGAACUGAGUUUUUUGGUUCUCAAGUGCUUUAUUAAGUGCUAUCUCCAAAACUAUUCUAAAAAAUUCAAGUCUUCAGUUUGUGAGUGCCACAACCUCAGAUAUGUUGAGUGUGGCGAGAUAGGGGCCCCUCCCUUACUUCAGAAUCACCAUUCAGUCUUGGCCAUAAACACAUCUCAGCAACCUGAAGCAAAGCUACUUUGUGAGACAAAAGAAGGUUAAAGAAAGCCUGCAUCCCUGCUAAGCAAGACCUAAGCUGGGUGGGAAAACAAAGGGUAUCAGCCUUAAUAUCAUUUGGGAGGAAGUUUUGUAUAUUGUUAAUAUGCUUUCAGUCGUGAACACUAGAUAGAGGUGUCAUUGUUUUGUUGUAGGGUUUUCCAUUUUGUGGAUACUGAGUUAUUUUUGAAUAGUUAAUUGCAAAUUAGUCUGAAGAAAUUCAACUAACAGCAUUCUUUUAAGAGCUUCAGUCUGUCAGAAAAGAAGGAAACCCUAUGUCAGUUUUCUAGUUUUUGUAACUGUCUCAUUACAAUUCGUGCACAAUGAACUGGAAAAUAUAAAAAGUGACAGUUCUGACAAACGUGAUAGGCUCCAAGCUGAAAUGGAGGCACUGGCGAUCUUUCCACAGUGGCAGCCAAGGCCCCAUUCACUCAGUCCGACUCAGUCUUUGCAGAUAAAGACUGUGGUGUAGGGUAAGGUUGCGGCUACAGGGGGCGGGGGGG
Messenger RNA from Lemur catta (Ring-tailed lemur), 1439 nucleotides. It is a transcript of the gene GJB7, whose product is annotated as gap junction protein beta 7. Bases 136 to 942 code for a protein of 268 amino acids. The transcript is spliced from 2 exons. NCBI's taxonomy places the organism in Eukaryota, Metazoa, Chordata, Mammalia, Primates, Lemuridae. Gene Ontology annotation, cellular component: connexin complex. Gene Ontology annotation, biological process: cell communication. The record is from RefSeq and is a predicted model, not a curated record.